CCUUCUAUAUCACCCCAUCUCUCUUCGCUUUUUCCCUCUGCGUACUCCCUCUGAUUUCUCUCUCCACCGCACCGUCGAGCCCAAAGCUUGAAUCUUUUUCGAGAACGAAAAUGGCGAGGCUCUCCGUCCUGCUCGCCCUCUGCUGCCUGCUCCCGGCGAUCGCCGUCGCCGCCCGGCCCGCCAGGAACCCGCUCACCGUGACGGGGAAGGUCUACUGCGACACCUGCCGUGCCGGUUUCGAGACCCCCGCCUCCACCUACAUCGCCGGUGCCAAGGUAAAAGUGGAAUGCAAGGACAGGACCAGCAUGAAGCUCCUGUAUAGCCAGGAGGCGACCACCGACUCCACCGGAACCUACAAGCUGUUUGUCUCAGAGGACCACCAGGACCAGCUUUGCGAUGCCAUGCUCCUGAGCAGCCCGCAGCUCAAUUGCCAGAAGCCGGCCCAGGGACGUGACCGUGCCCGUGUCAUCCUCACCCGCUACAACGGGAUCGUUUCCGACACCCGAUAUGCCAACAACAUGGGAUUCGAGAUGGACCAGCCCUUGGCUGGCUGCACCCAGGUCCUUCAGCAAUACCAGGACUUUGAUGUCUAGAGCCUCAAUCUGGGAGCCUCUUAUUUGUUAAUUUAAUUACAUAAUAGCAUUACUUGGAGUGAUUGCAGUCGAAUAUUACUUGAUUGAUGCGUCAUCUUCGUCGUGUAGUAAUAUGAACUCUGUUUUCUGCUGAAUUGGACUUAAAAAGAUGCUGUGUUCUCUUCCAUCAAUUCAAGUUUGCAUUGAUAGCUUGGUUCCGAUUAGACUAGAAUGAUUUCUUUCUUCCA
Eucalyptus grandis is the source of this 820-nucleotide messenger RNA. RefSeq names its product protein DOWNSTREAM OF FLC. The record is from RefSeq and is a predicted model, not a curated record. Lineage: Eukaryota; Viridiplantae; Streptophyta; Magnoliopsida; Myrtales; Myrtaceae.